CCACUGGAUUGGCCACUGCCAGCGGCACAGCCGACGCCUUAUCCAGCAACCGUCUUCCUCAUCCAUGGCAUAAGCCGCGCCCGCCUCCGCACGCCCCGCUCCGAUGGCAGCCGCGGCUGUGACCCUGCCCUCCUCGGGCACGCCCUUCGCCGUCGCCACAACCGCCUCUUCCUCAUCCGCCCGCCGCUGCCUGCUCCUGCCCUCCGCGGCUCCCCGCCGAGCUCUCCGCGUCGUGGCCUCCGCCGCUACCGAGGCGCCGCCCAAGCCCACGCAGCCGCCGACAUCGCCCUCCGGCAUCGUGCUCGUCGACCCAUCCGAAGCCCAGAAGGUGCACCGGCUCAAGGCCGUCUACGACCAGAAGGUCGUCCCGCUCAUCACCGAGGAGUUCGGCUACACCAAUGUCCACCAGGUUCCCAAGCUCGAGAAGAUUGUGGUGAACUGCGGUCUGGGCGCGGAGGCAGGGAACUCGAAGGGGCUGGAUGCCGCCAUGAAGGACCUGGCCAUGAUCACCGGGCAGUGGCCCGUCAAGACCAAGGCCAGGAAGUCCGUGGCCAGCUUCAAGAUCCGUGAGGGAAACACCAUCGGUAUCGCAGUCACCCUCCGCGGCAGGAUAAUGUACAACUUCCUGGAUAGGCUCAUCAACCUUGGGCUCCCUAGGACCAUGGACUUCCUGGGUGUCAACCCCAACAGCUUCGACGGGCACGGCAACUACAGCCUUGGCCUCCGUGACCAGGGCGUGUUCCCGGAGAUCCCGUACGAGGUGGGCGGGAAGAAGAACGGCAUGGACGUGUCCAUCGUCACCAGCGCCAAGACGGACAACGAGGCGUUCAGGCUGCUGGUCCUCCUCGGCAUGCCAUUCUCGGAGAACAUCAAGACCGACGUGGUGAUCCGGAAGAAGAGGUUGAAGCGCCACCACUUCCUGAGCAAGGGCAAGGGGAAGGGAGGACGACGGUGAGGAGAGGAACCAGCCAGCCAGCCAGCCCAUGGUUGCACACGCUCUGUUCAGCUUGUUUUAAUUCCGAUCUUUUUGCAGAAUUUGGCUUACAAAUUCGAUGCUGUUGUUGUCUGUCAAUUAUGUAACUUGUGCACCUAUGAAAAAGGUUUGCAAUGAUCAUGUCCGUUUUGCUGAUUUCUUCUUGAUGCAUAAUUUGUAGUCACAAGUUAUACCACUGCCAGACAUUGUAAUCGGAGGAAGCAGUAAUGUGAGACGGACACUGUAAUGCAAACGUAUUUCAGCUGCA
Molecule: messenger RNA, 1241 nt
Organism: Zea mays
Lineage: Eukaryota; Viridiplantae; Streptophyta; Magnoliopsida; Poales; Poaceae
Product: 50S ribosomal protein L5
Exons: 3
Coding region: 104-955 (283 amino acids)
Biological process (GO): translation
Cellular component (GO): ribosome
Molecular function (GO): structural constituent of ribosome
Source: RefSeq, marked validated